Messenger RNA from Punica granatum (pomegranate), 3202 nucleotides. NCBI's taxonomy places the organism in Eukaryota, Viridiplantae, Streptophyta, Magnoliopsida, Myrtales, Lythraceae. The record is from RefSeq and is a predicted model, not a curated record.
UCUUAACCACUUCCCCCCUCCCCCCUCUCUCGCUCUUUCUCUCUCUCUCUCUCUGUCUUCUCUCAAGUAGAAUGAGAAACAGAAAACAGAAAAACAAAGAAAACAGAAGCUAGCAAAGCUAUAGAUCAUCUCUUCUCCCUGCAGAUUUUAAAAUAGCUCAAAAACAAAGUUUGAAAAAUCAUUCGGAACGGAUAUUGUCUCCAACCGAGCAGGCAGCUGCGGUCGGCUGGUCUUAUGGUUACCCCCUUCAACUAAUUUGUGCCACGGGGUAAAUUAAUAGGGUUGCAUUCGAGGGAUCAUUUGAGUCUAGGAAUCGCCGAGGUGGAGGGCUUGCAGAGUCAGAAGGAAGGAGAGCAUACGUAAGAGGGAGCGGAAGGGGAAGAGUAGAUUAUAUUAAACAAAGAUGGAUAGCAAUUCGUCUAAGAUCGUGUGCUAUGCACCGACUAUGAUCACUACGAAUGGUAUAUGGCAGGGGGAUAACCCGCUGGAUUACUCGCUUCCUCUCUUCAUCCUGCAGCUGACGUUGGUGGUGAUCACGACUCGCGCCAUGGUUUACAUCCUCAAGCCGUUGAAGCAACCUCGAGUUGUCUCUGAGAUAUUGGGAGGCAUACUAUUGGGUCCAUCAGUGCUUGGACGGAACAAAAAGUUUGCAGAUUCGAUCUUUCCAUUACGAAGUGUUAUGGUCCUCGAGACUAUGGCAAAUGUGGGCCUCCUCUACUUCCUGUUCCUCGUCGGGGUCGAGAUGGACAUGGGUGUGAUCAGACGGACUGGGAGGAAAGCCCUGUCAAUUGCCAUUGCUGGAAUGAUCUUGCCCUUCAUUGUCGGGAUAGGCUUCUCGUUCCUCCUGCACAAGAGUGAUGACUCCAUGACCCAGGGGACCUACAUCCUAUUUCUCGGGGUUGCCCUCUCCGUGACCGCAUUUCCUGUCCUUGCCAGGAUCCUUGCGGAGCUCAAGCUUAUCAAUACGGAGCUUGGGAAGAUUGCGAUGUCCUCUGCCUUGAUCAAUGACAUGUGCGCAUGGAUCCUACUAGCCUUGGCCAUCGCUUUGGCCGAGAACGAGAAUGCUUCCUUGGCAUCCCUCUGGGUCGUGCUAGCAUCGAUAGGUUUUGUCCUGGUGUGCAUUUUCGUGGUCCGCCCAGUAAUCUCCUGGAUGAUCAGGAGGACCCCCGAAGGGGAGACCUUCAGUGAGUUCUACAUCUGUCUCAUCCUCACUGGGGUCAUGAUCGCCGGCUUCGUGACCGACGCGAUCGGGACCCACUCUGUGUUUGGGGCAUUCGUGUUCGGCCUUGUUAUCCCGAAUGGACCGCUGGGGGUCACCCUCAUAGAGAAGCUUGAGGACUUUGUCUCUGGGCUUCUCCUUCCUCUGUACUUCGCCAUCAGCGGGCUCCGCACCAAUCUCGGGAAGAUCGUUGGGCUCCACAACUGGGGUAUGUUGGUCCUCGUGAUAUUCCUUGGCGCGGCGGGGAAAGUCGCUGGGACCCUCAUUGUGACAGUAAUUUACCAGAUGCCGGUGCGCGAAGGGUUCACGCUCGGACUGCUCAUGAACACCAAGGGCCUCGUGGAAAUGAUCAUUCUCAAUGUCGGAAAGGACCAAAAGGUCCUGGAUGACUCAACAUUCGCAACUAUGGUGAUUGUUGCCGUGAUUGUCACCGGAAUAAUCACGCCGAUCGUGUCAGUGAUUUACAGGCCUGGGAGGAGGUUCAUACCGUACAAAAAGCGAACGAUCCAAAGAUUAAGGGGUGAGGGGGAGCUACGAAUUCUAGUGUGCAUCCACACCCCUCGAAAUGUCCCUACCAUCAUCCACCUUCUCGAGGCCUCUAACCCUACCAAGAAGUCUCCGAUAGGCAUCUAUGUGCUCCACCUGGUUGAGCUCACGGGCAGGGCCUCUGCCAUGCUCAUUGUUCACAAUACCAGGAAAUCAGGACGGCCUGCACUUAACCGAACCCAGGCCCAGUCGGACCAUAUCAUCAAUGCCUUCGAGAACUAUGAACAUCACGCUGGCAAUGUUACUGUCCAGCCCCUCACAGCCAUCUCCCCCUACUCGACGAUGCACGAGGAUAUCUGCAACUUAGCCGAGGACAAGCGUGCUGCCUUCAUAAUCAUCCCUUUCCACAAGCAGCAGACGGUUGAUGGGGGGAUGGAAGCGACCAAUCCCGCUUUCCGUACCGUGAACAUGAACGUUCUGGCGAAUGCUCCUUGUUCCAUAGGGAUCCUCGUGGACAGGGGGCUCAGUGGGUCCGCGCGCUUGGCCAAUCAGGUGUCUCACCACGUAGCGGUGCUCUUCUUUGGCGGGCCUGAUGAUCGGGAGGCACUAGCCUAUGCUUGGAGGAUGGCUGAGCACACUGGUAUCAGCCUCACUGUGAUGAGGUUCGUCCCUGGCGAUGAUGUUCUGGAUUCGGUCUCAGUUACGGGACCUGAAAUGCCUGAGCCCGGGGACACGAGGGUGUUGACAGUAGCGGUGGACAAUGAGAAGGAGAAGCAUCUAGACGAUGAGUACAUAAAUGAGUUCAGGAUGAGGAAUGCAAGUGACGAGACAGUCAUGUACAUCGAGAAGGUCGUGAACAAUGGGGAGGAGACGGUUGCUGCUAUCAGGUCCAUCGACCAUGCACACGAUCUCUUCAUUGUAGGGAGAGGGCAGGGGAUGAUCUCGCCCCUCACAGCAGGGCUCACGGACUGGAGCGAGUGCCCCGAGCUUGGGGCAAUUGGAGACUUGUUGGCCUCGUCGGACUUUGCUGCCACGGUAUCUGUAUUAGUGGUCCAGCAGUAUAUCGGGGCAGGCCAACAGAAUGACCCCAUUGGGAUGCCCGAUAGCCCAAGGCAGUCCAAUGAUCAGUUCAGCAAUAUGCAGCAAAAGAAUUGGCGGCAACAGCAAGGGAAGCCAUUUAGCCCAUAAUUUUGCGGAGAUGGAGAAGAAGUGCAUGAAUUUAUGCAUCGAAAUUGCAGAGGAAGCUGAUCCAAAUUGAAAUGGGAAGAAGCAAUAGAAUAGAGAGAUGCUCGACAUUGCUUCUGUCGCUGUAAAGACUAACGACAAUGAGAUAGCGGAAAAAUGAGUUAGAUCUCUGAGUGUGAUAGGGAAAAUCGAAAGAAAGAAAGAAAGAUUUGGUUCCCGGUCUGCAACUAGGUUGGUGUAUUGUGUAGGUUCUGAUGCUGUUUGAUUGUUACAAUUGAAGAACAUAAUUUCUUUGAACUACUCUUUCAUUUC